Molecule: messenger RNA, 4324 nt
Organism: Oreochromis niloticus (Nile tilapia)
Lineage: Eukaryota; Metazoa; Chordata; Actinopteri; Cichliformes; Cichlidae
Product: coiled-coil domain-containing protein 149
Exons: 13
Coding region: 143-1831 (562 amino acids)
Source: RefSeq, a predicted model, not a curated record
CGUCGACACGGACGGAAGUGAUGCAAAUCGCGUUUCUCGAUCACUUUAAUCGGUUUUGGCUCUGAUUUCUGCAGAAGCAGAGGGGUGAUGCUUCUGUGAAACUCACUCCGCUUGGGUAACCUUUGUUCCGCUGCAGGACGCGAUGGAUCCGUCCAGGAGGAGCGAAAGUGACUGGCAGGGGCUGGUCAGUGAGUUCCUGGUUUGUAAGCGGAAGUUGGAGAGUAAGAAAGAAGCUCUUCUGAUUCUGUCUAAAGAGCUGGACACCUGUCAGCAGGAGAGGGAUCAGUACAAACUGAUGGCCAACCAGCUUCGUGAGCGACACCAGGGACUAAAGAAGAAGUACAGAGAACUCAUUGAUGGAGAUCCUUCUCUGCCUCCAGAGAAAAGGAAUCAAGUGAAUUUAGCCCAGCUACUGAGAGACUCCAGAGAGCGAAACUCUCAGCUGUCUGAGGAGGUGAAGGAGCUGAAACAGCGACUACUGGAAGCUCAGGGUGAUAACAAGCUUCUACGGAUGACCAUCACCAAACAGAGGCUGGGAGACGAAGAGGUCGGCGCCCGACACUUUCCCGCGCAUGAGCGAGAAGAUCUGGUCAAACAGUUAGAAAGGGCGAGAGAGCAGAACGAGGUGCUGGAGAACAGCGUGAAGUCGCUCACGGACGAGCUGCAGGAUGUUCGAGCAGAGCGGGACGUGUUUCAACAGAAGGCUCAUCGUCUCAAUGUGGAGAUGAACCACAUAGUGGGGAAUGAUGAUGUCCGCAUCUUAGACAUCGACGCGCUCUGCAUGGAGAACAGGUAUUUGCAUGAGCGACUUAAUCAACUUCAAGAAGAGGUGAACUUGCUCAAGACAAAUUUGCUGAAGUACAAGAGUGCCCUGGAGUGUAGGAAGACCUCUAAAAUCAGUGGAAAGCCCAACAGCAGUGCUCUGACUGGGGUGCUUUCUGCUAAACAAGUGAAGGAACUACUGCUGUCUGAAGAAAACGGCUGCAGUUUGCCGGUGACUCCUCAGUCCAUCUCAGACCUCAAAUCUCUCGCCACAGCUCUGCUGGAAACCAUCCACGAGAAAAACAUGGUGAUUCAGCACCAGCGCCAAAUCAACAAGAUUCUUGGAAAUCGAGUAGCCGAGCUGGAGAAGAAACUAAAAACACUGGAGAUGUCCGGAUUAUGGAGCCUUCCAGGCCUGACUUAUAAUGUGUCUCUGGGAAUAUGCGGAAGGGGAAGAGACGCCAUCAUCCUGAACACGCAGCAAGUUGAUUUGACCGAUCCGUCUGAUUCUCCGGGACAGAACGGUGACAAGAGGUCAGAAAACAAACUAGCUGAGCACGAGAGCUCCCCAGAAGACAGUGUAACACCAGCUGCGUCAGAUUUUCAAGAUGACGCACCAACACCAUCAUCGUGUGUCGAGGCCUCGAACCAAAACUGCUCACCACAGUUGGACGAGCAAGAGUCCUCAAGGCCUCAAACAGAAACGCCAGCUAGUGAGGAGUGCCAGGAAAGUGGCCAAUCACAAAGCACUGCAGUUUUUACCAGUUUCACAACAGAAGAGGAGGGUCUGAGUGACUCCAGUGCUGAUGUGAAAUACUUGAACAGACCUGAUCCCUCAGACCCCGGCCACUCACAGCAACUCUCAGAGAACUCAGUCCCAACAGCUGGAGGAGAGGAGGAGUCCUAUGAAUGCACUGUAGGGGGGGAAAGUGUUGAAACAGAGUGUAAUGUAAUAGAGAGAAAUAGUCACAUUACAUCAUCUACUACUGUGUCUACUACAGCCUCCCAAGAGCAGCAGGAGGACGUCCUGACUACCGCGGAUGUUUGCAGUAGUCAGGAGGAGGUGUGAUGUCGCACAGCAUUAAGAAAAAGACAAAACUAAUUAAAGUAUGUACAAAAUCCACAAAGCUCUUUAAUUAUUUUUUGAAUAAUUCAAAAAUAAAAAAAACUGGUAAACUAAUCUUUGGAAAACAGCAUAUUAGAUUUCAGAUGAGUGCGAAUGAAUCAACAGUGACUCCUACCAAACUGAAGAGUAUUAACGAUACUCUUCAGAUGCUCUAAUGUUUCUCUGCUUUCACUCGCUCCAUUGUCCGAGUUCUGCACCACCUUUUGGAACUGAUGUCAAUGUGACCAAAAGUAACUGGACACCUGUGAUUCGUCAUCCCCCAAACCAUACUCACAGGAGUAAUAAUAUUCACUCCUGUGAGAGUUUCUAUUAGAUUUUUAAAACAUGGCUCAUUCAUUCACUCACACGUUUCAUGUAGUCUGCAUAUCUAAUGUGGCAAAACAGUGAUUUCUCCUUAUUAAAUAAGUAGCAAAAAAGAUGCAUGCAUCAGUGCUGUAUGUGUUAUACUUAAAGGUUUCUUUCUGCUUUUGAAGGUAACAUUUACAGAGUUGUCUGCUUUAGGCGUGAGAAUUAUUUUGCUGAUUAAAUCACAUAAUAAAAAGGAGUUAAUGAUGAUCUUUAUAAUGACCUUUGUUAGGUCAUGAACCGGCUCCUUACUGUCAAGAUUCAGCCCUGGCAUGAUUUCAUUCAGUCAUCACGAGGAUGAAAGCAAUUUGACAAAGAUGUCAGGAAGUACAGUACGCUUGUUCUAAACACGACGUGCCCUAUGUGAACCAAGCGCAAACCCACCUUAUGCUUUACUUAACAUUCGCAGCGUAUAAUCAGCCGUGUAGCAAAGCCGCAUAUGACAACACGGAGUUCAUGAGACCGUAUGAUGAUGUGAUAUGUCAACAAUGUAAAAGCUAACUCAAAUGGUUAACGUUCAGAGACUACAUGUUCUAGUGGUGCUUUAUUUUAUCACAUCAAAUAUUAUGAAAUGGCAGGUAAUGUACAGAACAACCAAUAUGUUAUCAGAAAGUAUAAUAAAAAAUGGGGUUAUGAUCUGAGAGGAGAGCUAAAAAAAAAAAAAAAGGAUGGACAACAAAGAAGAGCUUGUUCAAAUUAACCUGUGCAGUGAAUUUGUGGAAUAAUAUGGAGAAGGGUUCUGAAAAUGUGCACAAAUAUAAAUCAGUUUUAAGAAAUUAUACAUGGAAAAAAACCACUUAUAAAGCAGUAUAUGGAAGCAGAGUAUUAAGUAUUAAACUCUGCCUGGAUAUUUGGGUUGAAUAAUGUGUGGUGAUAUGAUGGUUAUACUGUGCAUAAAGAUAUAAAAAUAUUUUUAGAUUGUUGUAUAGGUAUAUUUAUUUAUAGAUACAGGUAUAUAUUAUGCUCUAUAACCAAAAACAGAAAUAUCAUUUAAACAGGAAGUGGGAAUUGGAAAGCAUUUGCUUCCUUCCACUCCUUUUCGAACAGGAAAUGGUCAGUAUUUUAUGGGAUGUCAGUCUGUGGAGUUUAAUAUAAUGGCUUUCUUUAUUUCAUACCCAUUUUUUAAUAUUUAUUAACAUUUGUUACUUAUAUGUUGGAAAUAAAGAUUUCCUUCCUUUUAUUCUUUCAAAUAUGUGUUAAAUGCUAUAUGACAGCAUGCUACUGAGUGAAUAAAGACAGUCUCAGUUGUUUCUUUGAUCCGACUUCAUUUAUUGACAGACAUUUGAUAAUUACAAGAGUCAUUUCUCGAAGCUCCUGAAAUAUAACACACUGAUAUCUUGAUUUUAUUUUUUUUUAAUCAGAAAAUUUGUGUAAUUUACUUUUUGUUUUUGACUUUAAAAACCAUUGUAUUUGUAUGUAUUCUGUAUUUAUUUUUUUUUACACAAGACCACAGCUACGACUAGCUAACUUAGAGCUACAAAGACAGCACAGCUGAGGCUGAUGGUACUGAAAUUUAUUUCAAUAAUUUUGGUCACAACUUAAAGACCAGGAUAAGCUGGGAGGUGAAUCUGAUGAUGGAGCGAAAGGAAAAGCAGUCCAAUCAUAUAUUUGGUUUGUUGAUACUCCAACGAACCAACUUUACCAUUACUAAUAUUGAACACCAUAAUUAUGCUAAUUUGUAGUAAUUAUUAUUAAAGCAUGUUUCUAAUACUUCUAAGAAGCUACUCUGCAUUUUGGCAGGAUGUGGGUUUAACCACCUCGUUAUUUUUUUCUUGGUAUCAAACUGGAAGUACAGUAUAGCACGCUACUGUACGUUAAUUCCUCCUCAGCUGCCUGGAGUACUGCUUUAAGUUCAUAUUCCAGAGAUUGGGGGACGAAACCCCAAUAAUGCAGCAUGCGAGCCUUCGGCCUGCGUUUCCAUGCAGCAGGCUCCCAGCGUCUCCACCGCGCCCUAAGUCGUCUAUCUUUUCAUGAAUUACCACUGCUCUCCCAAACACAGACAGGCUUCCAAACAGUGUUGCAUCAGAUUCUAGCAUUGUAUUAAUCUUCCCUUGCUGAGGCUCAAAGUUUCCAAAGUCUCCAGGGUGGUUA